Messenger RNA from Salvia splendens (bonfire salvia), 1607 nucleotides. Its product is annotated as post-GPI attachment to proteins factor 3-like. Gene Ontology annotation, biological process: GPI anchor biosynthetic process. The record is from RefSeq and is a predicted model, not a curated record. The coding region runs from base 268 to 1296 and encodes 342 amino acids. The transcript is spliced from 5 exons. Gene Ontology annotation, molecular function: hydrolase activity, acting on ester bonds. NCBI's taxonomy places the organism in Eukaryota, Viridiplantae, Streptophyta, Magnoliopsida, Lamiales, Lamiaceae. Gene Ontology annotation, cellular component: endoplasmic reticulum membrane.
AGGUCGUGAACUGGAGAGGGCGCGAUUGUAACCAAUUGCUCUUCCAAGAACAGAUAUAUCUCAUCGAUUACUUCUCGUCCACCGUUUCAAAGAGAAAAAUCACUAUCAGUAAAUUCCUACACUCCCUGAAGAUUCAUCUUCCCCAGCUGGAGGGGAAGUUGCUGAACCAGAUCCACAUCUUAGACAUCUACUAUUCAAUUCAGUAGAGAAGUUGAGCUUACUUUUCUAUUCCUUGGCCUCUGGAGCUGAUUACAAUCCCCAAAUCCCAUGGAACGGCGUCGUUUCAUUCUCUUCCUGGCUGCCCUAUCAUGCUUUCUCGGAUUUCACGAAGCCAGCCCCGGUGACGCUGAUCCAGUCUACAGGGCUUGUGUUUUGCAAUGCGAGAAGACUGGAUGUGUGGGGGACAAGUGCUUUCAGCACUGUAACUUUUCCUCAGACGGAAACCCCAUUGAUGGCCCAUGGUAUCUGCAGGAGCCACUAUACAUUCAAUGGAAGCAAUGGGACUGCCGCAGUGACUGUCGUUACCACUGCAUGCUCUCUAGAGAAGAAGAAAGACAGGAACUUGGCUACAAGCCUGUAAAGUACCAUGGCAAGUGGCCAUUCAAGCGUAUUUCUGGGAUCCAGGAACCUGUUUCGGUCGCUUUCUCUGCUCUUAAUCUUGCGGUACAGUUUCAUGGAUGGGUUUCUUUCUACAUCCUUGUAAACUACAAACUGCCCUUUAGACCAAACAAGAAGACAUAUUAUGAAUACACAGGCCUCUGGAACAUAUAUGCAAUCUUCGCAGUGAAUGCCUGGCUUUGGAGUGCAGUUUUCCACAGUCGAGAUGUAGAUUUGACUGAGAAGCUGGACUACUCAUCUGCAGUGGCGUUACUUGGAUGUUCUCUUAUGCUGGCUAUAAUACGAGCUUUCAGUGUGAAGCUUGAGGCUGCAAGGGUCAUGGUUUCAGCUCCCUUAAUAGCAUUCGUGACAACUCAUAUCCUGUAUUUGAACUUCUAUGAACUCGACUACGGAUUGAACAUGAAAGUUUGUGUGGCAAUGGGUGUGCUACAGAUAGUUAUCUGGGCAGUUUGGGGCGGCGUCUCUGGCCACCCUUCCCGUUGGAAGCUGUGGGUGGUUGUACUCGGAGGCGCUCUUGCCAUGCUCUUGGAGAUUUAUGAUUUCCCUCCGUACUUGGGGCUUGUUGACGCUCAUGCCCUUUGGCACGCAACCACAAUUCCACUGACCUACCUAUGGUGGAGUUUCGUGAGGGAUGAUGCAGUGCAUAGGACCUCGGUUCUCCUCAAGAAGACGAAGUAGUAACAUCUCUCCUUGAUUCGUCGUUGUAUGUUGUUUCUUUUUUUUUCUCACAGUUGAUACACUUCCUGAAAGUGCUACUGAUUGUGGGUUUCUUUGGGUUUGGUUAUCUGAAAAUAUUGAGUUGUGAUAAGGUUAAUCUUUCUGACCACUAAAAGAGCUUUAGACUUCAUCAACGCUUUGGAGCUUACAACUUCCCUUCGAAUAGAUUUUACUUCCUUGGAAACAUCUCAAAUUCUUGUCCUUGUUUCACAUAUUCGUAUGGACUAGACAGAGAAAUGUUAUAAUACGUGAGUAUCACUCUUGUUUGUUUA